AUGGAGGAUCGGCGUAUCUUUGUCGGUAUUAAUGGCUUUGGCCGUAUAGGAAGGCUUGUGUUGCGUGCCGCGCUGGCGCAUCCGGAGAUAGAAGUUAAAUUGAUCAACAACCCAUCGACUACGCCCGAAUACGCCGCUUAUCUGUUCAAGUACGAUUCUACUCACGGAAGGUAUCCUGGGGAGGUGGAACACGACGAUCAGUCGGUCACAAUAACGCCUCCACCGAAUGUUUUGGGCGGCAGGAAGCCGCAAAGGAUCCUUUUCUCUCACCAGAGAGAGCCGGAGAACAUUCCUUGGUCGGAGAAGGGCGUCCAAUAUGUGAUUGACGCGACCGGCAUUUUCAAGGAGGCGGACUCGGCUAGCAGACAUCAGAAGGUGAGGAGAGUGAUCGUCACGGCGCCGUCCAAGACGGUUCCUAUGUACGUAUACGGGGUGAACCAUGAGGAGUACGAUCCGAAGAAAGACUUUAUUGUAUCGAACGCGUCAUGCACCACCAAUUGUCUUGGUCCUCUUGUGAAAUGUCUCCAUGAGAAUUUUACGAUUGAGGACGCGCUCAUGACCACGGUACAUGCCACCACGGCGUCGCAAAAGACCGUCGAUGGGACCUCGAGCGGCGGGAAAGACUGGAGAGGCGGCAGAUCCUGCCAGGGGAACAUAAUACCCUCGUCAACCGGGGCAGCCAAGGCUGUGACUAAGGUGCUUCCUGAUCUCGAGGGCAAGAUCACUGGUAUGUCCAUCCGAGUGCCCACCAUCAACAUCUCGCUCGUGGACCUCACCUUCCGCACCCGGAAGGACACUUCUUACGCUGAGAUAAUCGCCACGUUGGAGAAACACUCCAAGGGCGACCUGAAGGGAAUCCUCGGGGUAACCCAUGAGUCUGUGGUCUCCUCAGACUUCAUAUCCGAUCCAAGGUCCUCGAUCGUCGAUGCCACCGCUGGCAUCGAGCUCAACAAGAACUUCUUCAAGAUCUGCAGUUGGUAUGACAACGAGUUUGGCUACUCCUCCCGUGUCGUAGACCUGCUUAGACACAUAGCUCAUGCCGAUAUGGACUGUUCCAACGGACUUCCCUAUACUAUUUAA
Molecule: messenger RNA, 1080 nt
Organism: Torulaspora globosa
Lineage: Eukaryota; Fungi; Ascomycota; Saccharomycetes; Saccharomycetales; Saccharomycetaceae
Product: type I glyceraldehyde-3-phosphate dehydrogenase
Exons: 1
Coding region: 1-1080 (359 amino acids)
Biological process (GO): glucose metabolic process
Molecular function (GO): NADP binding; NAD binding; oxidoreductase activity, acting on the aldehyde or oxo group of donors, NAD or NADP as acceptor
Source: RefSeq, a predicted model, not a curated record